AUGGCGACGACGAACGCUCCCACGGCGGCUCAGCAGCAACAGCCAACCCCAACGCCAACACCUCCUCCUCCUCCUCCGGCGACGGCGAUCGAUGGGUUAACGACGGACGAGCUAACGGCGAGAGCUCUGAGCAAGAGAUACGAAGGUUUGAUGACGGUGAGGACUAAAGCAGUGAAAGGCAAAGGCGCGUGGUAUUGGACUCAUCUCGAACCAAUCCUCGUACGCAACACCGACACUGGUCUCCCCAAAGCGGUGAAACUCCGCUGCUCCUUAUGCGACGCCGUUUUCUCCGCCUCUAACCCUUCGCGCACCGCCUCCGAGCACCUCAAACGCGGCACGUGUCCCAAUUUCAACUCCGUCACUCCCAUUUCCACUAUCAACCCUUCUCCUUCCUCUUCCUCCUCAACUCCUCCUCUCGUCGCUCACCUCUCGUCGUCACUCAACCGGAAGCGAAACUCCUCCGGCGGCGCCGUCACCACCGCAAUUCCCUCUCGGCUCAAUCCGCCUCAGACUCCCAUCGGAGGCUCUUACCACGUGACGCCGAUUACCGUCGUCGAUCCUUCGAGAUUCUGCGGCGGAGAGCUGCAGUACGCUACGCCGCAUUUGAUGCUCUCCGGCGGAAAAGACGAUUUGGGUCCGUUAGCUAUGCUCGAGGACAGUGUGAAGAAGCUCAAGAGCCCCAAAACGUCGCAGACGCAGUCUCUCACCAGAUCGCAGAUACAAUCAGCUCUGGAAUCCCUCUCCGAUUGGGUCUUCGAAUCUUGCGGGUCGGUUUCUCUAUCGGGUCUGGAGCAUCCAAAGUUCCGAGCUUUCCUGACCCAAGUCGGAUUGCCAAUCAUCUCCAAGCGAGAUUUCGCCACCACGAGACUCGACGUGAAGUACGAGGAAGCGAGAGCAGAGUCCGAAUCCAGACUCCGAGACGCCAUGUUCCUCCAAAUCGCAUCGGACGGCUGGAAAUCAGGAGAAUCCGGCGAGAACCUCGUCAAUCUGAUCGUGAAUCUACCCAACGGGACGAGCCUGUACAGAAGAGCCGUUCUGGUGAACGGAGCUCUGCCGUCUAACUACGCAGAGGAGCUUCUAUUGGAGACGGUGAAGGGCAUUUGCGGAAAUUCACCUCAGAGAUGCGUUGGGAUGGUCUCUGAUAAGUUCAAGACGAAAGCGCUGAGGAAUCUCGAGAGCCAGCAUCAGUGGAUGGUGAAUCUGUCUUGUCAGUUUCAAGCUCUCAACAGUCUGAUCAAAGACUUCGUAAAAGAGCUUCCUUUGUUCAAAUCCGUCUCGCAGAACUGUCUCAGACUCGCAAAGUUCAUCAACAACUCGGCGCAGAUACGAAACGCACACUGUAAGUAUCAGCUGCAAGAACACGGCGAAUCGAUAAUGCUUAGAUUGCCUUUGCAUUGUUAUUACUACCACGAGGAACAGCAACGUGGUAGUAGAAGUAGCUGUGGCGGUGGUAGUAGUAGUAAAGUUUGUAACUUUGAGCCGUUGUUUAAUCUUCUUGAGGAUGUGUUGAGUUCCGCUAGAGCGAUUCAGUUGGUAAUGCAUGAUGAUGCUUGUAAAGCUGUGUUAAUGGAGGAUCAUACAGCUAGGGAGGUUAGAGAGAUGGUCGGAGACGAAGGGUUUUGGAACGAGGUGGAGGCGGUUCACGGUUUGAUCAAGCUUGUUAAAGAGAUGGCUCGGAGGAUAGAGGCAGAGAAGCUUCUCGUAGGGCAAUGUCUCCCUCUAUGGGACGAGCUAAGAGCUAAGAUCAAAGAUUGGGACUCUAAGUUCAAUGUAGGAGAAGGACACGUGGAGAAGCUAGUCGAGAGGAGAUUCAAGAAGAGUUAUCAUCCGGCUUGGGCUGCUGCGUUUAUACUCGACCCUCUUUACUUGGUAAGAGAUAGCAGCGGGAAGUAUCUCCCUCCGUUCAAAUGUUUGUCUCCUGAGCAAGAGAAAGAUGUUGAUAAGUUGAUCACAAGGCUUGUGUCUAGAGACGAAGCACACAUUGCGUUGAUGGAGCUUAUGAAGUGGAGAACGGAAGGGCUUGAUCCAAUGUACGCGCGUGCGGUUCAGAUGAAAGAACGUGAUCCGGUUUCGGGUAAGAUGAGGAUAGCGAAUCCUCAGAGCAGUAGGCUUGUUUGGGAGACGUACCUUAGUGAGUUCAGGUCACUAGGGAAAGUUGCGGUGAGGCUCAUUUUCUUGCACGCCACUACUUGUGGGUUCAAAUGCAAUUCCUCGCUUUUGAAAUGGGUGAACUCGAACGGGAGGUCUCGUGCGGCUAUAGAUCGAGCUCAGAAGCUGAUCUUUAUAUCGGCGAAUUCGAAAUUCGAGAGGAGAGAUUUCUCGAAUGAGGAGGAUAGGGAUGCAGAGCUGCUUGCUAUGGCUAACGGUGGUGGUGAUGACCAUUUGCUAAAUGAUGUUCUUGCUGAUACAUCUUCGGUGUGA
Messenger RNA from Microthlaspi erraticum, 2421 nucleotides. The record is from the annotation of a GenBank genome assembly. NCBI's taxonomy places the organism in Eukaryota, Viridiplantae, Streptophyta, Magnoliopsida, Brassicales, Brassicaceae.